Molecule: messenger RNA, 798 nt
Organism: Closterium sp. Naga37s-1
Lineage: Eukaryota; Viridiplantae; Streptophyta; Zygnematophyceae; Desmidiales; Closteriaceae
Source: the annotation of a GenBank genome assembly
AUGGUCGAAUCUGCUGGACUAUUCGCGGAUUACCUCGCGUCGCUGCCGGCCGCGCAGCUCGACCGCCUAUACUCCUCCCUCUACACGUGCCAAGCCAGGUGCCUCUGCAACCCCACCACUCUCCCCACACCCCAUUCUCACCGCACCACACCCCCUUCUUUUCCCCCUCGCAUGCUGCUCGCUCCCCUCACCAUCCCUCUGUCCCCGCUCCCCCUUCCGCAGCUCUCCCCCUCCUGCCGCACUUCCGCCUCACUUCCCUUCCUUCCGGCCCCCCUCGCUUCCAUGUCACUCCCUCCUCUGGUCCAGCACGGCGUGUUGUGUCAAACUCCCUGCCUCACUCCCUCCCUUCCUCAUCCAUUUCUACCCCAAUGCACUUCCCACAACCCCCAGCACCCCCACACACACCUCCCACCCUUUCUCCCCCUUCCUUCACUUCCUCUUUUCCCCUCCACCUCCGUCCGUUCCCCCUCCCAUCACAGGUCCCGCCCUCCCUUAGCCAAGCAGCACAUGCUGCCACUGCUCUUCCUCACCAACCCUGUGCUGUCCCUGCUCCCACCUGCGACACUCUUUCUCAAACCCCCCCCCCCCCGCUUCCCCACCUCCCAUCGCGCCUUCCCAUGUUGUCCGGCACCACACACCCCCCGCCCCCACAGGUCUCUGUCCCCGCUAGCCAAGAAGUACGUGCUGCCUGACGUGGCCGCCGCCACCGCUCUCGAUGCUGCUGCUAGCAGUAGCAGCUUCUGGGUCUUCACUCCACUCCACAUGCCUGGGCCAUCAAUACUGUGGCAAGCUCAGAAA